AUGACGACUAUAUGCCAAUAUUGCAAUGCGUUAAAGUUCAAAAGAGAAACGGCUGGAUUGUGCUGCGCAAGUGGAAAAGUUAAACUGGAUCCAUUACUUACACCACCACAGCCACUGAAACCAUUGUUCGAUGGAAGUGAUCCCGAUUCCAUCCAUUUUCUUCAACAUAUCCUUGAAUACAAUAACUGCUUUCGCAUGACUUCCUUUGGAGCUAAUAUCAUUCGAGAAGGCGGCUUCAUGCCAACUUGCAAGGUAAAAGAUACAACACACAUAACCAAUCACUCACACCAACACAAUAAACUUCAACACAACAACUACAUAUACACCACACAGUACACCAUAACACGAUCAGAAGUUACACCGUAUUCUUCAACAAAUGAUUGUUUGGAAUUACAGGUACAAGGACAAAUAUAUUAUUUGCAUGGUUCAAUGGUGCCAACACCAGAUGAACCGCAUCAAUCAUCAUCAUCAUCUGCAAAUAUAUUUCAUUUCGUCGAUGGUGGAUCAGCUGAAUGUGCGGUGCAAUAUACAGGGAACACAACAGUUAAAGAGAAGAAUUAUUGA
This is a messenger RNA of Parnassius apollo (apollo), 564 nucleotides long. The record is from the annotation of a GenBank genome assembly. NCBI's taxonomy places the organism in Eukaryota, Metazoa, Arthropoda, Insecta, Lepidoptera, Papilionidae.